AUGAGGCGCCACAUUCGGAUUGCCUUACGCGACAGUGGCAAGGGUUGGUUUAACAUUUACGAGACCGACUACUACGUAUACACCAAUUCAAAGUUGAAGCGGUUCCUAAAUAUGAUAAAGUACUGUAUGCAAGACGCCCUACGCUACCUCGUGAUGGAUUCUAUAGGCGGAUUCGUUAAGAUGGUGGAAGACGCCUGCUUCACUUGCAUCAAGUUGACGAACGGUUACGAGUGGACAAAUGAUCUGCGUACGAGCAGCAUCCUACCCAAGAAGAACGCUCUCUUCCUUGUCGACCUGGUAAUUGAUAAGGACGGAGUUCACUACAGCACGCUAUUGGGCCAGUUCGAGAAGAUUCUUUGGGGUCUCUUCGACAAGGCCAUAAAAUCAAUCCAAAACAUUUCACAGGUGGAGAGGUUUGUGGUCGAGGGCAUCAGCUGGUCGGACAAUCCUCUGCUUGAAGCUGUAGGUGCCCACGAACCGGAUGUUGAGAAAUUGCGUGCGAAGCUGCGGUCCUGUCUGCAAGCAGCCAACAUUCCAAUGAUCGCCUAUGCUGAGAGAUACAAGGAAUAUAUUGAGCUAUCUGAGCUUGAUAUCACCCAUUAUAUCAAAGUUUACGAGACGCAAAAUCAGGGCGCCUUGGAGGUCAAGCAGGAAGUUGAGAGACAGUUGGAGGAGCAGCAAAAGAUUGAAGAUCGCAUGCCCUGCACCAUUGUGAUUGGUCCCUUCAUGACCUGCGAGACCUUCCAGGGAAUUGCCGCCAGGCUUUUUGAGAGACCCAAUACCAUUGAGGAAUUGACAGAACUCAGGGAAUACAUUGACAAUAUUCCCGAAACCAUGGAGGAACAGCAGGAAAACAUUGACAAGUGUUUGGCAGACUACGAUCUGAUUGAUGACUUCUACUAUAACAUCUCAAAUGACGAUUUCACUGCGAAGUAA
This is a messenger RNA of Dibothriocephalus latus, 936 nucleotides long. The record is from the annotation of a GenBank genome assembly. Lineage: Eukaryota; Metazoa; Platyhelminthes; Cestoda; Diphyllobothriidea; Diphyllobothriidae.